AUGCACCUAAGAAAGCAUCGCUUCUUCGACUUUGAUCCAUCCAAUAUACAAAUUAUCAGGGAGCUUGGGCGCUCUGAUGCCUCUUCAAUAUUUGAGGUAGAGCUUAAUGGGGAGAAGUACGCGAUGAAACUCUUUCACGACAACGGCGACCCUGGAUAUACGAAAAAGGGCCGAGAUCUGAAUCGGUUUCGCUGUGAGUUGAAUGCGUACAAUAACCUUGAAAAAUUCGGUGUCUGUGAGCUCGGUUUCGUUCCAUACUUCUAUGGCCACAUCGACCGAGUCGACCCAGUCGCGUUUCAGCCAGCUCUCCGCCAUUUCGCACACGACAAGUUCAAACCCAGGGCUAUAAUACUCGAGUAUCUUCCAAAUGCAGAGAAACUGGAUUGCGAGAACUAUUCGGAUGCCCGCUACCGCAAUGCAAUACAUGGUAUGAAACAAAUACACAAGGCUCUCGUUCACCACCAAGAUAUAUACCCCAAAAAUGUGCUUGUGGUCCCGGGACAGCCAGAGAGAGUGGUUUGGGUCGAUUUUGAUGUUGCAACAACCUUUUCCAGCAUGGGAAACCGUGAGCAGGCCUACUGUGAAUAUGAGGAUGAGCUUGUAUCGAGUUUUGGAGAAGCUCUGGUUCGUUCGCUUAAUUUUAUCUUGGCCAGCGGGUACUGA
Molecule: messenger RNA, 663 nt
Organism: Talaromyces atroroseus
Lineage: Eukaryota; Fungi; Ascomycota; Eurotiomycetes; Eurotiales; Trichocomaceae
Exons: 2
Coding region: 1-663 (220 amino acids)
Biological process (GO): protein phosphorylation
Molecular function (GO): protein kinase activity; ATP binding
Source: RefSeq, a predicted model, not a curated record